UCAAUUCCAAAUUUCGUGCUCUAUUACAAUAAUGUAGGAUUCAUACUGUGUACGACAUCCGACGUGCGAUGUCCGAUAUCCAAUAGGAGAACUUGUUUUCUAAAUAUUUCAGCUAGCAAUAUUUUGUCGUUGAUAUUUUGACGAUAAUGCUUGUCAUAUUCUUCUUCUUUAAUUAAUGGCUCAUGCCUCCAAAUAACAAUAGGAGGUCGAUACGGCCAGAUCACGUUUAGGAUUGUUUUCCGUGUAUUAAAAAACAAUUAUGCAAUACCCGCGAAAAUAGCUAAGCUCGUUCGAACACCGGGCGCCUGCAUCUUCGGCGUCGUCACGUCGUAAGGACGCGCGUCAGGAAGACCGAACGGGUUGUCCAAGACCGCGGGAUGAUUAUGUAUGUUUCAAUGCUCGGUCAAAGUCGGCAACACUUUCAAAAAUAUACAAUAACUGUAGCGCACCCGAGUCGAGACGCGUCCGCCACGAGCGAGUGGUUCAUCAGAACUGAUGCUUGUCAUAUGAAAAUGUUCGUCAAGGUUUAACUUUUUCGUCCGACGACGUAAGGGCUAUGGCAGAGAACGAGACGUAACGAGACGUAAGUUCCGUAGUCGUAACGUAAGGUAAGGCAGAGAAAAACGUAGCUGUCGUAGUCGUGACUGGUCUGGAAUGGUCGGUAAAGUGUGUCAGAGCGACGAGAGGUUAACCAAUAUUUUUCGAAGACGGAAUUAGUUUAACCGUUUCUCAAGGUUUUCACGCGGAUUCGCUAAAUAGGACAUCGUCCUCGUGUUAUGCACAUUUCAUUUUUUCUUUAGAGGAUCGUUACUUUAGUAGGCAGAACAUUACUUUUAACUUAACGUUGUACUAACUUUGAUUGAUUGAGAAAUAUGUCUGAUCAUUUAAAAUAUUGUAAUAUUAGUGAUUCAUCUGUUGAAAUCAAUACAGAAGAUUAUACUGACAUUAAUAUUGAAGAAAAGAAGGGUGAUGAGCUUCUCAUCGAAUUAUACAGAGAACGUACAUUUUUAUACGAUAAAAGUAAUAUUAACUUUAAAGAUUGUUUAAUGAAGCAAAAUGCUUGGCUUGAGAUAUCUAAAAUAAUGACUCAAAUUUGUGGUGACAUGUAUAAUCCUUCGUACUGCCAAAAAAGAUGUACCACAUUAAGAGACCAAUACAAUAGAGAAAAAAGAAAGAUUGAAAUUGAAUCCAAAAGUGGAAGUGGUGCUACUAAGGCUACUCGAUUUCUUUUUUUUGCGCAGUUAGCAUUUUUAGACCGUGUUAUUCAAAGACGCAGAAGCUACACUAAUUACGCAAAAUCUCAACCAUUUAUAGUUGAUGAAGGAAGUAACGAGUCACAAAGUACUGCAAAUGCAUUAAGCAGUGAAGAAAAUGAAAAUGUAAAUGGGCAGCUUGUCGAUAAGUUUAAACGUUUUAAUAAAGAAAAUAUUUUUAGUUUGGAGGACAGCGAAUUCUAAUAUGUUUUCCAUCAAUGGAA
Mycetomoellerius zeteki is the source of this 1477-nucleotide messenger RNA. RefSeq lists its product as uncharacterized. The record is from RefSeq and is a predicted model, not a curated record. The coding region runs from base 873 to 1457 and encodes 194 amino acids. Gene Ontology annotation, biological process: regulation of transcription by RNA polymerase II. Gene Ontology annotation, cellular component: nucleus; transcription regulator complex. NCBI's taxonomy places the organism in Eukaryota, Metazoa, Arthropoda, Insecta, Hymenoptera, Formicidae. The transcript has 6 exons.